UGGCCGGAAUGGCUGCUGCAAACAAGUUGGCAGCACCCCACAAUGUUCGUGUUAGCCGGUCGGAAUUUAGCAGGUUUUAUUCGAAAUCGAGGCAUUGCAAUUAGCUGUGCUAGAAUGGCAAGCGAAGUUGAUAAGGCGCAAAGCGCUGCGCCUUCCGAAGACACCAUUUUUGGCAAGAUUCUACGCAAGGAAAUACCAUGCAAAUUUAUCUACGAAGACGAGAAAUGUGUGGCAUUUAAUGAUGUUUCCCCACAAGCUCCCACCCAUUUUCUGGUCAUUCCUCGCAAGCCGAUUUCGCAGCUUUCACUGGCAGAAGACGGAGACGCCGAACUGUUGGGUCACUUGAUGUUGGUGGGUCGCAAAGUGGCCAAGGAAGUUGGUCUGGAGCAGGGUUAUCGGGUGGUGAUUAACAAUGGCCAACACGGCGCUCAGUCCGUUUACCAUUUGCACCUGCAUUUCCUGGGCGGACGCCAGAUGCAGUGGCCACCUGGCUAAAAAUUAUAACAAA
Drosophila innubila is the source of this 508-nucleotide messenger RNA. It is a transcript of the gene HINT1, whose product is annotated as histidine triad nucleotide-binding protein 1. Gene Ontology annotation, molecular function: hydrolase activity. Gene Ontology annotation, cellular component: nucleus; cytoplasm. NCBI's taxonomy places the organism in Eukaryota, Metazoa, Arthropoda, Insecta, Diptera, Drosophilidae. The record is from RefSeq and is a predicted model, not a curated record. Bases 43 to 495 code for a protein of 150 amino acids. Gene Ontology annotation, biological process: purine ribonucleotide catabolic process. The transcript is spliced from 3 exons.